AUAUUGUUAAAAGCUAACUUCUUUCUUAACUUUUUAAUUCAAGCUUCACCGACAGUGACAGCUACACCCAAGCCAGAAAAGAAGAAAUGUACAGAAAACUCCUGUGGAUCACAGCUGGCAGCGUGUGUGAAUCUCAAAGACAAGUAUGUUUGCCAGUGCAGUUUUGGAUUUUACUACAACGAAUUGGAAACAGAUUGUGAAGGAGGAAAAUCCUUUCCUGGAGGUUUCAACAUUAGCACUACCUUUGGUGUUAAUGUGGAAGACAAAACAUCAGAGAAUUAUACACAGCUUUAUGAUUAUGUGAUACAGAUUAAUAAAGAGGCACUUAUAGAUGAGUCGGAUUUCAAAGAAACAAUUGUGAAAGGCAUUAGACACACUGGAGGAAGUACAUAUAUUUCCAGGAGUGGAAGUGCACUGGAGGUGGACUUUAUAAAUAUGUUUUCAACAACAUUCGAAAAAGGACCAGACGUCGUGGACACAAAAAUUAUAAAUUACCUUAAGGAAGCACAAUUGCCAAAUAUUAUAUUUCGCAAUGUAACGUCCUGCGACGUUUAUGGCUGUGACAAACAAUCUUCAAAUUGUGCCCUAAAAGGCAACAGCCCAGUAUGUGAGUGCAAAGAGGACUAUAAGAAAAAUCAUCCUCUUGACGUGUCCUGUGUGAAACUGGAAGGAUCUGACACAAGUACUGUCUCCGACAAUACCAUGAGAGAUAUUCUUAUAGGAGUCAGUACUGUGGCAGGAGUUACUAUUAUUGGUUUGACUGCAGGACUUAUAGUUAUGGCAAUGAGGAAAAAACUCAAGGAUGAUAAACCUGCGUCGUUCUCCAUGAUGCCCACAUUCUCUGUGAAGAAUCACAGAGACUCAGAAGAUGGCAGUCAGAUGACUCAACGCCCACCUCCCUUCCCCAAGACGGUUUACAACCGCCAUCAUGACGACGAAGAAAACGAUGAUGACGAUGAUGGCAGUUAUGCAGGAAAGAUAAAAAAUCAGAGUUUCCCUCAAGAUCAGGGACGUAUACUGUCUGGAAAUGUUUACUCAUUUCCAAAGGCAUCUGUUCCCUCAAAACCAGGUGGCUCUCAGAAUUUUGGUUACAAACCUGCUGGCAACCCCUACAACAGCAGUGCCAACGACCGUGACCCCUACAACAGCAGCGCCAACGACUGUAACCCCUACAACAGCAGUGCCAACGACUGUAAGCCCUACAACAGCAGCGCCAAUGUCUGUAACCCCUACAACAGCAGUGCCAACGACUGUAAGCCCUACAACGGCAGGUCCAACGACCGUGACCCCUACAACAGCAGCGCCAAUGACUGUGACCCCUACAACAGGACAUCAACGAGGGGAGCUGCAGGGAAUGGUUAUGGCCAUAGAGGAUACAGAGCAGCUGUUCUGCAUAGAGGGAAACCUCAGCUGUGAUCAAAGAUUAGAUUUCUUCAACAGAAUCACAAAAGAGAAUUCUUCAUUGAAACAUGUUAUGGAAUAUGAGUGAUUCUGCUAGAAUAAUUCAUUAUAUGAAACUACUGCCAUAGACCUUGAGAUGAAAAAUUAGUCCUGAAGUAUAAGCUUUUUCAAAGAUGAUUGGGUAAAGUGUUACAAUCUGUUCUCUUUCUUGUUUCCAUGUGAGUGUUCUGUAAUUCAAGAUAACAAGAAAAACAAAAAACGUUUUCUGUAUGUGCAAAAUGUAGUGAUUGGGCAGCAACUUUGUACUAAGAGUAUUAUUUUAUUAUGGUAGCACAGCACAACUGAGAGCAAAGUGAAAAGAAAUGCUCCACUGAUUUAUUUUAUUGAUCUAGCUCUAGUUUAUUGCAAUAAUCGAUACCGUCCGUAAAAAAAUAGCUUCUCACAAUGAGAUGUUUGUUUGAGGUUAAUACUAAACUACUUUCAUAAAAUGAUAUAAAUAAAAAUAAUAUCUAUCUCA
Molecule: messenger RNA, 1918 nt
Organism: Lepisosteus oculatus (spotted gar)
Lineage: Eukaryota; Metazoa; Chordata; Actinopteri; Semionotiformes; Lepisosteidae
Source: RefSeq, a predicted model, not a curated record